Molecule: messenger RNA, 1103 nt
Organism: Spirodela intermedia
Lineage: Eukaryota; Viridiplantae; Streptophyta; Magnoliopsida; Alismatales; Araceae
Source: the annotation of a GenBank genome assembly
AUGGGGGUAAUCAGAUCCCACGUCGUGAGGUUUUCCCCCACCAAAGAUUUGACAAGUUCUCUAAGCUCCUAAUAUGAAGUCAAUGUUGACAUCAUCCCAAGGGCGUGUCGGUACAGGAAGUGGCGUAUAAAGUCCAGUGUUCUUCUUGACCUGCUUCACGAAGGCACACACAUGGCACUGAGCAACGAUGUUCCCUACAUUGUGCCUCAAACUCGGGCAAUAGAAUUGGUAUCCUACCAUAGUGAUUGUCUUGUCGCGGUCGAAGUGGUCGACAAGACCUCCAGCAUGACACUCCCAAGUCAGGAAGUCUCGGAGAGAAGUGCGGGGUACGCACGGUCUAUUCUUAAAGAAUAGAUAUUCGUCCGUCAUAAGAUAGUCUCGAUGCUCGCAUGUUGUCCCAAGCUCAAAGACAUGGAUGAUGGGGCCAAAGUCGGGGAAAUCUACAUAUGAGUCCUUUAAAGACUUGAAUCUAGUAAUCUACACCUUCACCAAAUUGAGAAGGUGGGUUUGGUGACUCAAGACAUCGUCAACCAUGUUGUCCUUUCCCUUCUUGUGCCAAAUGACGAAUGUAUAAUCUUCAAGGUCAUCGACUUAGUAGGCGUGACGAUCGCGCAAUUUCUACUGUGAGUGCAAAUACUUCAAGGCCUCAUGGUCAGAAUAAAGCACGAACUCCUUCAAUAGGAGGUAAUGUCACCAGUGCUUUAGUGCCUUGAUGAUAGCAUAGAACUCCUUAUCCUAAGUCGAAUAUUAGAGUUCGACGUCAUUUAGCUUCUCGCUGAAAAACUCUAUGAGGUGGCCAUCUUGGCUAAGGACACCCCUGAUCUUGAUGCCAGAUGUAUCAUAGGUGACUUCAAACACCUUGUUGAAGUCAAGUAGAUGAAGACGGGUGUGUGGGUUAUCAAGGCCUUUACUAUCUCAAAGGCCUGAUCUACUACCUCUGUCUAUUGAAAUGGAUCCAUCUUGAGGCAAUUGGUGAUGGGUGAUGUGACAAAACUGAAGUUUUAUAUGAAGCAGUGAUAGAAUGUUGCCAAGCCAAUGAAGCUCCAAGUAUCAUGCACGUUGGCUGGUCAAGGGCAAAAGAUGAUGGCGUAGACCUUUUUUGA